Toxoplasma gondii ME49 is the source of this 5623-nucleotide messenger RNA. RefSeq lists its product as hypothetical. The record is from RefSeq and is a predicted model, not a curated record. Bases 1255 to 4665 code for a protein of 1136 amino acids. NCBI's taxonomy places the organism in Eukaryota, Apicomplexa, Conoidasida, Eucoccidiorida, Sarcocystidae. The transcript has a single exon. Gene Ontology annotation, cellular component: Golgi apparatus. Gene Ontology annotation, molecular function: antiporter activity.
CGAGAUUUCUUCUUUCUGUCUUUCUAUCGAAAGCUUGUCCUCGGAAACCAUCGCACAGGCGCAGGCGGGCUUCCCUGUCAGUUUCUCGCUGUCCCGAGCUUGUCGUCCCAGGCACGCGACUCGCCUUUUGCCUGCCUUGUACAUGAAUGUCUGUCCAGCUAGCGAGCUUCGACUCUCUCUUGACAACAACACAGUUUCUUCGACAGUAGCAAACACGGCUUUUUCAACCGGCCUGGACGCAGGUCCACUUCGCUUGCCUCGUUGCGACAGGCGUCAAGCCUGCCGUCCGUUUUUGGUCGCGCGACUUCCUCCUUUUUCCAGUCGUUCGCGUUCGCGCUCAUGACAUCGCCUCCCUCUCACACUCUGGCUGGGGGAAGAACUCUCUUCUCCAGCGGCGUCUGCCUGCAAACUGCGGCUCUGGCGCCAACAGCUGCUUCGAACGUUGCCGCACGCGGCGUACGUACACCUGGACCUACGCAGCGGACGGCUCUGAUUUUUUCAAGGCAGCAGACGAGAGAGGAAAGCGAGGUCCCCCAGUUCCAGCGCUUGUGCCUUCUCGUUUUUCUUUCACGUAUCUGCAGAAGUCUCUGCAUGGCCUGAGGAGAGAAAACGAAGACCGGACCCGCGUCCUUGGUCGGGCAGGCUCAGACUCUGGUGGCGGGCAGGCUCAGACUCUGGUAAAACGCUGCUCUCUGCUGCUUCCGCAACGAACAAAUCCGAUUGCUUUCUCCCGCAUUCUCUUCACUGGAAGGCAGCGAGACAUGGAUUUCUCUUGCCACUUACUUUCUGCUUCCGCAAGCCACACAAACUCCCUUUCUGAAUGCUUGCCCGUGCAGCCCCCCGUCUGCGUCGCAUUCCUUUUCAAGCUAAACCACGUGUAUAUACAGCUGCGCGAGGCAAGGACACUGUUUAGGACUCCGACGACAUGCUGAAACUCAGAAAACAACGAAACCCCACGUACACGCGUAUAUACAGAGGCGCAGAUAUAUAUAUAUAUAUAUAUAUAUUCUUGCAUGUAUACGUGUGUAUAUCGAUUCCGUUCAGCGUAUCUCGUUUCUGUAAUUUGACUGACGGAACAAGGGAGGAGAAGCGACAGGCCUCAGGAGAGAAGAAGACGCGAACGCUGAAGCCGAAGGGGAGAGAGGAGAAGUGAUUUGGUUUGUCAGAUGCGACUUGAGUUUCUCAGAAGGUACAUGCCUCUACGCAUGUGAGUGCCGUGUCUCGUCUACCGUCCUUUUCUACUCCUUUCUCAGCAUGGAUUUUUCUCCAUAUUCUUCUGCCUCGUGUUCCAGCUUCUCUUUCUCUUCUUCUGCUUCUCUGGACUGUGCCCGAGGAAGCGAGGGCAAGGACAGCUCUCUAGAGAUCUCCUCUUCGUUAAACGAAGGUCCCGACCUUUGGUCUUGCCGUCAGGAUUCUUCUCGGAGGACUCUGCCCUUCGUCUUUGCCUCGACAUCUCACACAUUCGCCGUCUCUGGCGCCUCUUCUCCUUCCUCUUCGUCUCUCUCGUGUUCGUCUCCCUCGUCGUCUCUGUCCUCUUCUUCGUUUCCCUCAUCGUCUCUGUCCUCUUCUUCGUCUCCCCCUUCUUGUCUCUCCUCUUCUUUCGCUUCUUUCUGUCCUUCUCCGAGAUGCGUGAGUGCACCGUGGUGGCCCGCGAGCCGCGAGAGGGUCCUUGCGCCGCGGCGGCGGGAAGGAGGCGCAGGUGGGCUGUCUGGGUGUCUCCUCGCCUCCAGUGGAGAGGGCGCAGGAGCCGCGGCUCUUCCGGUGCCUCUGUUCGCCUCCCAACUCCCUCACUCCGCGAAGUCUGUGGGGUCCGGCGCCUCGACGACAGUGUCUCUGUCGCCUCUGCGGUCUUCCUCGUCGCCUUCUCUGUUCUCGGAAGAUGACGCCUGCGGGUGUGCGGAGGCCGCCGCCGCGCCGCGAGCCGGCAUGCGUCGGGGCGGGGAGGAGAAAGGACCUCGCAUUUCAGAGGCCUGCCCCGAGAGCGAGGAGACAGCGCGAGUCGACGAGGAAGGCCUCCCAGGGAGUGCACGUCUUCCUCGCGUCUCCGACGGGUGCCGACGACUCUGGCGCCUCUUUCAGAAAGGAGAAUCUGCUUUGGAAGCAGAAUCCGAACGGCGCGCGUCUGUUCAGAGACUGGGAGAGACGGAGGAGCAGCGCGUCGCGCGUUCUGCGGCUGCUUGGCCCGACUCUUGGGGCGCGACUGGGGGUUCUGAAGAUCCUUCAGCGACGCGUUUCACGACCUCAUUCCUUCAGGACUCGGUUCGCCUCUUUGCAGACUUCGCCGAAACCUGGAAACUCAUCGCCCCGUCUGUGGGCUGUGCCUGCCUGUACCUCGUCGUCUCUCCUCUCCUCACGUUCUGCAACAAGCUCCUGUACCUUCCCUCUCUCUCCUCUUCCCCGGUCACUUGCACCAUGCUUCAGCAGGUCGUCGUCGUUCUCGCUGUCGGCGCAGCCAGGUGUAUGUACACUUGGGGCUGCCACCGCGCCAGCGCUGGGGAAGCCGCGGACCCGCUGCUGCGUGCAGGUGGAUGGAGAGAGGCCGCAGACGCGGAUCGAGACUCGCCGCCACUAGGUUCUCAUUCCUUCGCAAUUCUGGCCAAAGCCUUGGAGCAGGCGUCUUGCUUGGCACACGGUGAGUCCGAGCAAAAUCAAGCGGAAUCGGAGAGGACGGGUCGGCCCAACGCAAAAGGGCAUCCCCACCAUGCUUCCUUCCAGGAGCGAGAAAUGUCUUUGCCUUCGCGAGGAAGCACUGAACGACUGGACCUGACAACAUCCACGCGAGCCGGGGGAUCGGAGAACCGACGCGGGGAACGCGGCGAGAAGCUGCCAAGGGGAUUCGUCUUGGGGUCGAGCUCUCGGUCACUUGAGCAGUCGCGUUCUCCAGAAAAGCCAGUGUCGCCUCUCGCCGGCUGUCUCCGAGUCUUGGAGGGUGUCUCCGCAGCGUCUGGACCCUGCUUUCGAGCGGCGAAAAGUCAGUGGGGACAACUGGUGAAGAGGGUCUCCUCCGUCCUCGUCUUCUCCCAAGAAACGUUUCAAACACUUGCACCAGUUGCCCUGCCCUACACCCUCAUGCUCGCGUGCUCCAACAUGUGUCUGUACACCUCAUCGCUCUCGGGGUACCACGUCGCGCGGUGCUCCUCCAUUCCACUUCAGCUUUUCCUGGACGUCUUGGGAGUGGACGUCUGUCUUUCGCGUGUGUCUGAAGUCCAGAGAAAAAACGAGGAGGCCUCAGCCGCGAAGGCCGCUCUUCCUGGCUCACCGCCUGACACCCUCCAAGCCGGACCAAAACGCGUCGAAGGUGACGGCGGCUGCGCACCGGCAAAGGCCUCGCAGACGGUCUCUAGUGUGUACAAAGAAGCGCCCGACAUGCUGGUGUCUCCACCUCGUCCCCGCCACUCGGCGACGUCUCUUCCUGCUGUGGAACGACAGUUUCUGAAACUGUCUCCGCCUGCUGUUUCCCCCAGAGGGCUCACUGGACAGCGGAAAGCCGUCGCCGGCGAAGACGGAGACGGGCAUGCAGUUCGCGCGAGCGCAAGAGACCGAGAACGCACAAUCACGACAGAGACGGAGGGUCAACCGGGCCUCCGCGCCGGCUUGUUCUUUCUCCUUCUCUGUUUCAGUCCGUUCUUCUCCGAGACCUCGCGCCGCCAUGUGGCGUCGCCACGCCGCCUCCAGGCCCGGCUCCAGGAGCUCGGGGUGUCUAGGCACCGGCUAGCUGCAUGCACACUCAUUUCCGUAGGCGUCUUCUGCCUUGCGGUCGAGGGGCAGAAGCUCGCGGUCAGCGGUGCCCUGAUGGGUCUAGGAGCUUCGCUCUUUGGCGCGCUGUACAUGCAGCUCAGCAGCCACCUGCUGCGACUCGGCAGGUCCCGAGAAGCAGCGCGAACUGCCGGUUUUUGCGCCGAAGCAGAAAGGAACGAGAAACCGAGAGAACUCCCGGCAGAGACAACUGACGAGCCAGGUUGCCACAUUCUCUCCGACUCCGAAAGCGACGAGGAGUCGAGUGGGAGAACCAAGGAAGAACGACUUGACGAAAGAAGUGCAGAGUCAACGAAGGAGACAAAAGAGAAAAGUCUGUCGCACGGACAGAGGUGGGCGCGUAAGCCUUUCGUCGCUCCCGUGUGGAGAGAGAGUGUCUGUACACCGCAAGUGAAGGAUCCUCGAGAAGAACCCUCGAGGCGCCUGGCCGUGAACGACGUCUCUGCAAGACGCGAAACGACGCGCAGAAGCCUCGAAACAGAAAUGGCCAUGCACACAGCAGCUGCGGCGGCAGUUAUCCUUUUGCCUCUGAGUGUGGUGGAGCAGCUGUGUCUCUGCGCGCUCUCAGAGAGGCCGGACGCAACUUCGUUCUGGGCCUGGAGACGCCUGGGGACGCUCGCAGCGCUGCUGCUGUGUUCGGGGCUUCUGGCGGCUCUGAUGCCGUUGACGUCGUACAUCUGUUUUCGUCACCUCUCGCCUCUGUCUUGCUGCGUCGUCGGCUUCUUCAAGAACUCCGUGCAGCUCCUCGUGUGCCCUCUGCUUCGUGGAGAGACGCCCCCGACGCGCAUCGCUCGCUUUUCUGCGACGCUCUGUUUGCUCGGCUGUGGACUGUAUGCGCUCGACUCGUGUCUGACCAUGCGGCAGCGAGUCGCAAAGGGAACGCGCAAGGCCGGCGGUGGCGGCCAGUGAGGCAGUGCAGACUCGGUUUCCAGUGGCGCUGCAUCGACGCGUUUUCAAAGCCUGAAACGCCUCGAAGUCUUUGCAGCAGAAGCCGCCUGGGCUGGGGUGAGGCGACGACCACAGUGAAUAUCUUGGUGUGUGUACAGCUGUGAAGAAGCUUCGGUUUCUCAGCUCUACGCUGGAUAAGGAGAACAACCCUGUGCAGUGACUGGACUCUUUUCAAUGCUCUUUUUUUCGGAUGUUUCGAAUCGAACUUUCUGACGCACUCGCCGCGACAGACUGCGGCCAACGUCGGGAGAAACACGACCCACACUCACGCAGUGCAUUUGCCGACGUGAACGGAGCCGAGUUCAGAGCUGGGGUGUCAUAUUCGUCAACAAUGUGGAGAGGCAGAAAUGCGUCCACCACACCACACAGUCGAACCGAGCUGGACGCCAUGCGACUGCGGGAAGUCACUUCCCUCGGUACCGAUGCGGCAUCUGAUCCUCCACUCUGCGGUGUGUUCACUUUCAGAGUACACAUCUUUUAGACACGGCUGAAAAGAAUACCCUAGAGGACGGUACACUGACCAACUGGCUCUCUGCUCAGAGGUGGGCUACAGACGUACGUCGCUUCUCGGUGUCCCUCCCCAGGAUCAACGUACGCGAGUUCUCCGUGCUCAGGUUCUCCCGCUAAUCAAUCACGCUUCCUCUACCGAUUCUGGUCGUGUCUCACGUUGCGUUGAAACUGGUGCAUACACCUGACAUGCGUGUUUUCUCGUUUCUCGCGCCAUCGCGUCAAUUCUCUGACGCUCUGGCUCCUCUAUUCGCAGCGUCGGAGAAUCGCGGUAGUGCGCUCUCGCCUAGUCUUGUGUUUCUACAUUCACAUACAUCGACGGGUGUAUAGCUAAAGUUCCGUUAGUUACAUGUCGCUUCGUGGCCGGCAGAAGACUUUAUACCGUUUACACAGGAAACUCGCCUGCGUCUGA